GAACGGGAGCUGUCACCGGAGGAGCUGGAUGAGCUGCUGGACGCCUUCAAGGAGUUUGAUACGGACCAGGAUGGCUACAUCAGCUACAAGGACCUGGGCGAGUGCAUGCGCACGCUGGGGUACAUGCCCACCGAGAUGGAGCUCAUCGAGAUCUCCCAGCACAUCAAGAUGAGGAUGGGCGGCCGCGUGGACUUCGAGGACUUUGUGCAGAUGAUGGGCCCGAAGCUGCGGGAGGAGACGGCGCACAUGGUGGGCGUGAGGGAGCUCAAGAUCGCCUUCCGCGAGUUCGACAUGAACGGGGACGGGGAGAUCAGUACGGCCGAGAUGCGCGAGGCCAUCGCGGCGCUGCUGGGAGAGCAGCUGAAGGCGCAGGAGGUGGACGAGAUCCUGCAGGACGUGGAUCUCAACGGGGACGGUCACGUGGACUUC
This is a messenger RNA of Cyanistes caeruleus (blue tit), 429 nucleotides long. The record is from RefSeq and is a predicted model, not a curated record. NCBI's taxonomy places the organism in Eukaryota, Metazoa, Chordata, Aves, Passeriformes, Paridae.